GGCGUCAACUUCCUGCAAGAUCCUAACAACUUCUGAUGACAUUUCCAGGAUUGCAGUUUAGGGUAGUUGAGUGUCCUGUACUGUUCUACAGUUUAAAAACCUAACGUGCAUUUGUUCAGCGUCCUAGUGGUUACGAGAUGAUCGAAUAAUUAUAUAAUCAGCCGCGAGCUCAGUAACUGCAUUAAUAGUAUUUCCAGUUCAUCUCCCAAAGGACUUCUUGCAAAAAGCAGAGUGGGUGUGGAAAUAGUGAAAGUAUGUCGGAACCGGUACGAUCAGGGACACGCAUACGCGUGUCAGCAGCCAAUCAAAGCCCGGGUUCCUGGAGCGCCUCAGCGAGACGUCUGGAGGAAUGCUUGUGGGAGUCUCUUUAUUCCUGCUGUCAUUUUACGUGCUUUUCACCAAUGAGGGCAGGGCGAUACGUGUCGCUGCUUCUUUGGAUGAGGGUCUGUCACUGGUGGUGUCCUUGGAACCUUCUUUUGCUCCAGAAGUCCAGAAUAAUAACCACCUAAUACAUCUGUCUGCCCCCCUGCGCACUGCCCAGCCCCUGCAUGACCCAAACUACAGAGUGGCAGUGCAUGCAGUCAAACUGAAGAGGCAGGUGGAAAUGUACCAGUGGGUGGAGCACCAGGAGAGCAGAGACUAUGAGGAGGAUGGACAGACGAAGACUGAGACAACAUACUCCUACAGUACAGAGUGGAGGUCAGACAUCGUCAGUAGCAGGAACUUUGACAAAGAGAUUGGGCACAUUAACCCCAGUGCGAUGGCAGUGGAGAGUGUAACUGUGGUUGCUCCUGAUGUCUGGGUGGGACGAUUCUCUCUGUCCAAUGGCUUGGUGGAGAAGAUUGACAACUUUGAGAGGCUGAGAUUGACUGUGCCCUCUCCUGACCCUGAUUCCUUCAUCACAGUGGAUGGAGACUUCUUUUACCAUACUCCACACCCCAACCGACCAGAGGUAGGGGAUGUAAGAGUGUCUUUUUACUACGCGGGAAUGAGUGGUGAGGGAUCAUACCCAAGACCUGCUCAGGUGGUCAGUGUGGUUGCGAUGCAGAGGGGUGAACAACUGAUGUCCUUUAAAACCAAGUCUGGAGAAAAGCUGGAGAUUCUGUAUUUGGAAGAACUGUCUGCCGAGGAGGUGUUUGAGCGGGAACAUCAGGUGAACACCAGGCGUCUCUGGGCUCUCAGAGCUGCAGGCUGGGGGCUCAUGUUCCUGGGGAUCAGUCUGACCAUGAGGGUAUUCUACACUCUGGUGGACUGGGUUCCUGUCCUCAGAGAGCUUGUGAAUUUGGGGCUGAAGAUCUUCGCUCUCUGUGUCUCCUGCUCCCUCUCACUCCUCACCAUUGCAGCCGGCUGGCUGUUCUACCGCCCCCUGUUGGCUAUAGCCCUCACUGCACUUGCCCUAUUACCUGUGCUCAUCGCCCGCACCCGCACCCCACCAAAGAAGCACCAGUGAGCCCUCACCCCUGAUCUCUCAUCUUGGUGUCACAUUUACCAAGAUUAUUUAGAAACACCAGAUGCUCACCACAAAUGUUCCUUCACUCUUCUCCACUGCAUAACUACAACAGUUUCUGGCUGGUGAUAGGAGUUACUGCUGCUUAAUAGGAGUUAAUAGGAGUUAAGGGGUGUGGCCAUGGGCAUGACAGCACUGCCACAGUUUCCAAGCCAGAGGGACAGAACUUUCAGUGUUAAGAACACAGAGUUAAGAAUCUGGUAUUUCUAAAGAAUCUGUGUUUUCCAGGAACAGAAGAAAGUGAAAUCACUAUUUUCAGCAGCCUCCCCCGUAUUUUCUUGCAGCUCUUGCUCCUCCCUCUUCUUGUAUUGGUACAUGCGCUUGCUUUUCAUUCUCCUCAGCAACAACAACCACAGAUCAGUGAUCAGCCAAGGAGCAGAACCUUGGCAUCAUGAUCAAUACUGCCUGAGAAAUUAAAAAUAAUAAUUUGAAGAACAGAAGUGUGUAUGGGUUUUGAAAAAUUAAACCUUGCAGACCCCAUAAAGGAAGUGGGUGUGUCCACUUGUAAAUAUGAAAAUCACAAAUAAGGGGGUAUAUCAGAUGCCUGUUAGAAUACAGCAGUUUUGAGUCUUUAUGGGCUAUCCCACUACCAGGGAGAACUCCAUCAUGUGGCACUUUAAUGACAUCAUAUAUUAAUGAGGCAAGCUACCAAUGAAAAGCAUUUAUUUGGUGAAUUUUAUUUCUUGCCAGGCUUGGGAUUUAGCAUUUGGUCACAAUUAAGCUUUUGUUAAAAAACAAAAUUAAAUGCAGUGUUUGUUCACUUUUAAUGCCUUGUUAUCUGACUGGGGAAGCUUUGAAAUUUAAACACACACAAUGUAUGGAUUUCAUUCACCUUCGCGUUACAAGCAGGCAAAUCAUGGGUGGGGGGGGGGGGGGGUGUAAAUGCCUAACACUGCGGUAUGUUUACAGUAAAACCAAAGAAAUGUUCUCUGAUGUGCUAUGUAUUGGCUUAUAGUAACUGCAGGCAUGCACUUUGUGAGAUGAAGAAUUUGAUUGGCUGACUGCUGCACUGUGUUUCACCAGGUGUGUAGAGACAGCACGGUGGAGCUGACCAACUGUUCCCCAGAACACUAUAACCAUUGAUUUUUACCAAACUAAAAUAUCAAAAAAUGAAGACAAUCAAAUUAAUUUGAAAUUAAUGAUUUGUAAAGCGUCCAAAAAGUAGUAUACUUGUUUUUGGAGAGGUUUAGGAGGUGGAACAGGUCUAGUAGUGAUGCUGUGAGCUUGUCAAGCUCUGUAUAUUUUGACAACUUGCUCAUUGUGUGUAGUUGAUUAGUCCUCACCCCCACCCCUUUGUAUGCCCCUGCCCUAUGAUUUGUGUGUUUUCUACUCUUUGUUAAUGUUUCUAAUAAAAACCUGU
Molecule: messenger RNA, 2867 nt
Organism: Anguilla rostrata (American eel)
Lineage: Eukaryota; Metazoa; Chordata; Actinopteri; Anguilliformes; Anguillidae
Product: transmembrane protein 43
Exons: 12
Coding region: 350-1450 (366 amino acids)
Biological process (GO): lipid metabolic process; nuclear membrane organization
Cellular component (GO): nuclear inner membrane; nuclear envelope
Source: RefSeq, a predicted model, not a curated record